AUGCUAGCUCCCAGAACGUCAACGGGUGUUGUUGCACUCAAGUCGCUUUUCAAUAGACAAUGCACAAUGCCUUUGCUUCGAUUAUCUCCACAAGUAUCGCAUUAUUCAACAAAUGCAAAAGACUCAUCCACCUCCACACCGGAUCCACCAGCCAAGAAGAAAAAAUCAAUGAAUAUAGCAAAUGUUCCCCUUGCGUAUAUUGGAGUUAUGUCUGACUUGUACAUCCCACCACGUCUUUUUAAAUACUCACCACUAUCAUGGCCAAAAUUGGUUUUGCGUCGAUUCCUCACUUUUGCAUUCAACACAUACAAUGUCAUUAAAUAUAAACGAGAAAUCGCCCAACCUUUACAAUUCAAUGAAUGGAAAGACAAGGCGAUCGAAAAUUACGUUAAAACAAAUAAGAUUUUUGCUCAAGCUUGCAACAAUUUUAGCUCAACUACUUCAUCGCUGCGUGAUGUUUCAAAGUUUAUCAAUUUAAAGUUGAAUCAAUGUUGCGGUAAACAUUUAAUUGAUGUACUCAAUUUGAGGGCCGCCAAUUUCCAACCGAAUUACAAGAUAACCUGGGAUUUAAAAUCAAUUGAUUCAAACCCAAAGAUCAGCAUGUUCAGUGUUAUACCUGAUCAGGAUGGAAUUGGAUGUUUUGUACAAUUUAUAAUGAAAUUGAAAACAACCCAACAUGUUACCGUGACCGAAAGAAGUAGCGGCAAAUUGAUACAAGAUGUUGAAAGUCAAAGCACUGACUACUUGGUGUAUUCAAUGAACCCAUUUAAUGGACAGAUUUUGUUGGUGGGUAAAUUGUUUGAGAGUGAUGAUAAACGAGGGUUAAAACCUGAAUUAGAUGCUUUUGAUGCUCAUGCUAUGCAAAAGUUUGUUUUAAAAGCAGCUGAUAUUUAUCGUGAUGCUCCAAAAUAG
This is a messenger RNA of Lodderomyces margitis, 912 nucleotides long. RefSeq lists its product as uncharacterized. The record is from RefSeq and is a predicted model, not a curated record. The transcript has a single exon. Gene Ontology annotation, biological process: protein insertion into mitochondrial inner membrane from matrix; inner mitochondrial membrane organization. Gene Ontology annotation, cellular component: mitochondrial inner membrane. NCBI's taxonomy places the organism in Eukaryota, Fungi, Ascomycota, Pichiomycetes, Serinales, Debaryomycetaceae. Gene Ontology annotation, molecular function: ribosome binding. The coding region runs from base 1 to 912 and encodes 303 amino acids.